AUGGUAUUCAUUGCUUAAUUGUGCUGACUCCUUGAUGCUUCCCGGGAUUAGGCAGCAGCACGUUCUUGGUCACUUGACUUAUAUGGCUAGAGCCGUCCAUUUCCCCAUCACAGAACUUGCAACAUCCUCCUUAACAUCUUGACUCAAACCGUGAAUCUUCUAUAGGCAAUUAGAGCCUUGAGAGAAAACAUGCCUGACACUAUUGAUUUGACCGGCUCAUCACCAUCUAUGCCACGUCAAACAAGAAGUUCAACUCGAGCACUCUCUUCAACCACCGCAUCCUCAAGAAAGGAUCAGACAACAGACGCUUCCUCUCACAAACCAGAGAUAGAAACUCUAUUCUCUUUAUCUAGCCUUGGCCUCUCAAAAAAGCACCACGAUGCUCUCAUCUUUAAACGCAACUGGCUGACCUCUCACACCAUUCCUAUUCCCCGAGAUGCUUUCCGACCUUUCAUCUCAAGUCCAAAGGGACUUGAUACAGUAGCCGCAACAUUCGUCUUUGCACAGUCAGAGGCUGGAACUGCAGUCUGCAUCUCGCCCGAUGGGGUCCUCCUCACCUGCGCACACUGCAUUGCAGAAGAUCCCUCUGAGCUAACAGCUGAUACAUCACACGUCCUCUUAUCAUCAGAUGGAAAGGUUGUUUCAGCGAAAGUGGUAGCUUGGGAUCCAAUACGCGAUCUCGCUUUACUUCAGAUCGACAAGGCCGAGCUUCCUCACCGGCCGUUUCCCCGUGCCCGUAUCGCAACCUCGCCUCCCAAGUUCAACACUGAGCUAAUAUGCAUCGGCCAUCCGGGCUCCGAGGACCUCGAGGCUGAACGCAGUGGUGUAAAGACAGAGUACGACACACUCGUUCUUAGCGAGGGGACUUUCCGUGGCCUAAAUAAGAAUCAAGAUCCGCAGGAUAACAGUGAGAUCGGCGCUCUUAAGCAUAGCUGCUGGACGUACUGGGGACAUAGCGGUGCAGCAUUGUUUGAUCGGAAAACCAGGGCAUUGGUAGGCGUGCAUUCAAGCUGGGAUGACAAGACGCGCAUGAGGAGGGGAGUGCCAUUGGAAGCGGUGGUUGCGUUCGUCGAAGAGGUUGAAGCGAGCAAGAGGGAAGACUUCACAGAGGAGUGGCAAUGGUAUGUGAAGUGGGAGCCAGAACCAACCUUCACAUCCAGGGCUUGAUAUUGGAUAAGAAAUGUGCUCGGAAGAGAUACCAUGAAAGAAAGACAUGCUCGUUGUCUAUCAACUUCAACUUCGAAAAGAUUACUCUUGGUCUACUCCAC
Fusarium oxysporum Fo47 is the source of this 1268-nucleotide messenger RNA. RefSeq names its product trypsin-like cysteine/serine peptidase domain-containing protein. Bases 190 to 1167 code for a protein of 325 amino acids. NCBI's taxonomy places the organism in Eukaryota, Fungi, Ascomycota, Sordariomycetes, Hypocreales, Nectriaceae. The transcript has a single exon. The record is from RefSeq and is a predicted model, not a curated record.